Messenger RNA from Contarinia nasturtii (swede midge), 1107 nucleotides. RefSeq lists its product as uncharacterized. Bases 215 to 1027 code for a protein of 270 amino acids. Lineage: Eukaryota; Metazoa; Arthropoda; Insecta; Diptera; Cecidomyiidae. The record is from RefSeq and is a predicted model, not a curated record. The transcript has 3 exons. Gene Ontology annotation, molecular function: protein binding; RNA binding.
ACAAUCGCUUCAUAUAUUUUGUUCAGUAUCUUCCAUUGUUUGGCAUUUUAAUAUUGAAACGAAACAAUGUAUAAGCAAUAAGUGUGGAAAAUUCAAAAAGUAAUUAAAAUCAAUAAAAAUUCCAGUUGCUGAUUUUUUGGAUAUUACAUCAGUGUGCAGAAUAGCUUUGAAUAGUUUAUGAUUUCGGGGAAAAUAAUUGCUUUGAUCGUCCAUCAUGCGAAGGUUUAACCGAAAACUGAAUGCUUAUAAAAACAAAAACCUCAACCGAAUUCCCAUUCGCACAUUGAAGGUUGCACCGCUUCAACUCCACGUUAAUCGGAUUAAAAAGUAUUUUCAGCGAUUUGGUGAAGUGGAAUGCGUUCGAACUCACGGAAAAACUGUGGCAUUUGUCCAAUUUAAAAUGGUUCAAAGUGCAUAUGAUGCGCUGGAAGAGCGUUUACAAUAUAUCGAAAAUCGAAUGGUUCAAAUUGAAGCCGCUAGCUACUGUCAACAACCCAAUAAUAUACCAGAGCUGCAAAAUCCCAACCUAUUAAUCGCACCAGACCAAGAUGCUCCAUCAAAUAUCAUCAAUGCACUCAAUGACGAUUGUAUGCGUAAGAUCUUCGGAAAUUUUGAUUUGACUGAAUUGUCCAAUGUUGGCGCCGUGUGCUCUUGGUUCAAUGCACACGCCAAAGAGGCAUUUUCAAAGAAGUAUAAGAAUUUGGAACUGAAUCCUCUACCGAUGGAUAUACCUGAAAUGAAAACAAAUGAAAUUGAAAACAUUUUCAAAUAUUUGGGCACCGAAAUUCAGACGUUAAAAGUUGACGCAUGGAGAUUCGAAUCAGAUGUCCCCUUCGUACAAAUACUUGGAAAAUAUUGGUUAAAAAAGUUGAAAUAUCUCCAAUUAGAUGGUUUUGAUUUAAAGGGGAACCUCAACGAACUUCGUUCACUGUUGUCGCAAUUGGAAAACUUAAAAUUAAACCAUUGCGAGUACAAUAAUGAUAUGCAAGACAUAUUGACCACAUUCACGGAAAAAAUUAUAGACUGACUAUAAAUAAGAUGUAGUAAUGUAUGCAUAAAAUAAAUGCAAUAAAUAUUGUGUUAAAAAUGUGAAAAAUUAAAUAUUUA